GUCUUGUACUCGUGGUCGUGGAGUGUGACAAUUUGUCGCCUUUACCUAUUCGAUUAUUUGACUAUUCAAAAUAGUUUCAACAUAUUCCUGCAGUAUUCAACUUCUUCUCAACACUCAAAACAAUGCCAGUUCCGUCUCUCCAAAAACCUGCCCCGACUUUCAAGGGAACUGCCGUAGUUGAUGGCAUGUUCAAGGAAAUCUCCCUAGAGGACUACAAAGGUCAAUAUGUUGUGAUCUUCUUCUACCCCUUGGACUUCACAUUUGUGUGUCCCACUGAAAUAAUCGCCUUCUCCGACCGGUUUGAGGAAUUCAAGAAAAUCAACACAGCUGUGAUCGCUUGCUCCACCGAUAGCCAUUUCUCGCACUUAGCAUGGAUCAAUACUACUCGUAAACAGGGAGGAAUUGGGCAGAUGGCUAUUCCUGUCUUGUCUGAUAAAUCGAUGGCCAUUUCUAAGGCUUACGGAGUUUUGGAUGAAGACUCUGGUGUUCCAUUCAGAGGCUUAUUCAUCAUUGAUGGCAAAGGUAUAUUGAGGCAGAUCACCAUAAACGAUCUUCCAGUAGGUCGCUCUGUGGACGAGACUCUUCGUCUUGUUCAAGCUUUCCAAUUCACUGAUGAGCAUGGUGAAGUUUGUCCAGCUGGUUGGAAACCAGGCCAGAAAACCAUGAAACCAGAUCCAAAGGAGAGUCUGGCCUACUUCUCAGCAGCAAACUAAAUACGCCACGUUUGAUUGUUAAUACCUUAUUAUUAUUAUUAACUCCUUCUCCUCCUCCAUUUACCUUAAGUUUCACAUAAGCAAUACCUAAUCAGUUUUAUGGAUCCGCCAAUAGUGUGUAAGUAAUUAUUGUAUUUUUAAGAUUUCACUUCAUAUUAACCUUGUGUCACUAAAGCUAAAUAGUUGCUGAAACAUUUGGAAAAUUGAACUAUACACUUGGCCUUCAUUGGUGGUGUCUACUAAUGUGACAAUAUUUUUUGUAUUUCUACAAUUCAUAAAGAUGUGAUAUUCCUGUCCUUGAACUAUGUUUGAAAGAAGUAUUUGUUUGCAAAUGAUAAUUUAUGGUAUUACUAAUUGUAGUUGUGAAUCAAAGUAUUUUGUGAAGAUUCCUAAUAAAUGUAUUUGAAUAUU
This is a messenger RNA of Phaedon cochleariae (mustard beetle), 1124 nucleotides long. The record is from the annotation of a GenBank genome assembly. NCBI's taxonomy places the organism in Eukaryota, Metazoa, Arthropoda, Insecta, Coleoptera, Chrysomelidae.